CACACACACACACACACACACACACACACACGCGGGCGCGCCGGUAUUGAGGAAGUUUCCGAGAGUCCGACCACAGGACCAGGCGCGCGGUCCACCUUCCGUCGCACUUCACUCUUCCCGUCGUUUGUUUCUCUUCAUUUUCGCGCACAUUUAGAUCGACAUAUACGGUUUCGGACAUAUAUAAAUACACGUUGUCAUUUUUUUUUUUUUUCUUCUCCUUUUUAUUUACGGCGCCGCAGUUCCGUGUCGUUUAGCGCUUCAACGACAAUAUGUCCACCAUGCAGUUCACGAGGAACUACAGCAGCGCGAGCGCGUCCUCGGACCUCGCCACCCCGUCCCCCGUGUCCCCGUCGCUCAGCUACGUGAGCGCGGAGCUGCCGGGCUCCACCGCGGCGUCCUUCCGCGCCGUGAAUGUGUCUACGCUGCCGGUGUCGCAGGUGCGGUACGUGUCCAACGGGCCCGCGGUGGACGGGAACGUGAUGUACGGGACGCUGCGCUACCUGGUGCCGGUGGAUCAGAGGAACGUGCACGAGUCGUACGUGCUCGUGAACGGCGCCGUGGCCAACAAGGCCGUUUCACCUGUGUACGUGCAGAAAGUGGCGGGGCUCAGCCUGGCCGGGGUCAGCGAGAGCGCGCACGCUGUGCAGUACACCGCUAGUGAGCAGCAGGAGGUUGCCGGUGAAAGAUCUCCUUCCGUGUGCAGCCAGUCCUCGGUCAAGAGCCCUACAUCUGUUUCCAAGGAGACUGAGGUUCUGCUGGAGCAGAGCAGCAUCACCCAGACGAACAAUGUGCCAGAGUAUGUGGUCCAGCAGGAGGUGUCCAAAGUGGAGCCCCAGGAGAAGCUGGACACGCGCUUCUUCGGGGAACUUCUGGCAGAGGUCUACCGCAAAACCUGCGACAUCCACACCCACAUCUCGGAGCAUGUGGCCAAGAUCAGGGGACGAAAACAUCUGCUGGACCCCACCAUUGAUUACAAGGUUGAGAAAGAAGAGACGGAGGCCCUGAUCCCAAAAGGCAUGUCUGAGCUGACCAAGCAGCAGAUCCGAUACCUCUUGCAGACACGCCUCACUGCUGACAAGACCAUGCGCCUUCUCUUGACCACCUUUAGCAGCCUGAGGGAAGAGCUGGGCCACCUGCAAAAUGACCUGGAGCGCCUGCAGAGUGAGAAGGAGGAGCUGGAGAAGGACCUGAGCUUCAGAGCUGACCAGGCCCUGAAAUACGACCGAAUGCUGGAAGCCUUGCGUGAGAACAACCGGCAGCUGCAGGUUUCUCUGAAAGAGUGCACCCUGGUCAGGAGCAACCUGGAAACGCAGCUGCUGGACAGUCGCAGCAUGAAGUCGGGACAUGACUAUCGCAUCAAGGAGCUCGAUGGCAGCUUGAAGACACUGGAACAGGAGAACAAACUGCUGAGGCAGAAGCUGGCCGGACAGGGCAGCAGUUCCAGCUUCCAGGUGAAAACGGAGGAGCUCUCCAAGCAGUACAACGAGUCACUCAACUCCAUGCGUGACCAGAAGGACAACGAGAUCCAGAGUCUCAGGGCCCAACUCAUCAAGAUGAAGACAGAGUACAGCACACAGACAAUGAGCGACAGCAGCCUGGAACUGCGCAUCACGGAGUUGCUCGCAAAGCUGGAGCAACAGGAGAGCACCGUCAAACGGCAGGAGGAGGAGAUCAAGUGGCUCAAGCAAGAGAGGAAUGACAAAUCGACAAAUGUCACCAGAACCGUCAUCACUAAAAGGUACAUGAACCAGUACCCCAUCCUGGGUCUGCUUGGUGAUGACUACCAGACCACAUCUCCAGUGAAGGAGGCCAAGACCAUUGUGGUUCAGAGCACCGAACAGGCCUACAAAUAGGAAUGAGGGUCAAGAAGACCCAGAAGCUGGCACCCCCCCACCCCAUCCCACUGUUCCUCCCCGCUGUACUCUUUUCUUCUCACUGCAGGGUGUCCAGGACUCCUCAGGGUGGUUAGGGUUCGAAUUACUAGAUGUGGUUUUGAAUGUGGGCACCUGUGUGGUCCUGAACUUCCUGCUGGAGUUGGGAAGGCAGGUGGGAGGAAAGACAACAUGGCAUCGAUGCAGUUUUGCUCACGGGCAGCAGGUGGCGUAGUGAAUCUUUAAAAAAUAUUCUCAAGGGUUCUAGUUUUAAAUUCAUGUAGGUGGAGUGAAAAUGUGGUACUCACGAUCUUGAGUGAGGUGCUUGGGUAAAAAUGUAACAUUUGUAGGCUAAGUGAGUGAAAUAAUAUCAUUCUUUAAUGAUGUGGCAGCUUCAGUGUCCUGCAGUGUCCCAAAUCACCACAGUCCUUCAGGCCCAAAACCUUUAUUAUUUUUGUACCCACUCCAGGUGUUCAAGGGCCCUGGUAAACGUUCAUGCUGUUAAAAUAUACACUGUUUACUUGUAUUGAUAUUUUUCUCUAAUCUUAUUUGGCUUAAGUUUUUUGUCUGCGGUAGUGGUGAAGUUAUUUUUCGGAAUGGAACAUGAAGUUUUUUUGUUUUAUUUUCUCGCUGUGCUAAAAUUGAGGUGUAAACUGUAGUGUGGGGGGGUCGCUUGUGCUGACUGAGAGAGGGAAUAUGGGAGAGUGGCAUGGACCAUGGGGAAGUGGUGAGAGGCACAUGGGGCAGAGGGAGGGUGACAUCACAGCAACUGCAGAAACACACAUCCUGAAAUGAUGGCCCACAUGCUGGGCAAGCGACUCCCUGACACGCAUGGGUUCGAAUGUAGCAGAACCGAUACACAUCAGUGUUGUACACUAGCCUGGAUGGGGCUGUUUGCAAAGCGGGCGAAGCAGCAAAUAAGAGUGCCAGUCUGGAUCUUUAACAUCUUCAACAUCCCUUCCCCCCGUCGGACUGGCAAUGACCCUCAUAGAGCAGAUGAUGCUGCAUGAGGUGAAAGAGUUAAAACUGAGUUACACUUCAUAAUUGUUCACUCGCGUGUGCAUGCACACACACACACACACACACACACACACACCAUGGACACAAAUGUCAGUUGUGGAAAGCACAAAGCCCCAGACGCAUGACCAUAUCAGAACACUGGUUUAGUUCGCUACACUGCAGUGUGAGCUGUUCUCAGCAUCUCUGCCACUUGUGUGUGAUGUCCAUGGUCCAGACUCAUCCCUAAAGCUGUAAUGAUGAAAUCAGCAAAGCCUUUGAUAGCAACAACAUCAACUAAUGUUAGCCUCCUCUGUGCUUCUCCAUGACCAGCACUGCCUGCCCUUGUACGCUUGUAAAUGACACUGGACUUUGGCUUUAAUUAACUGUUACUGUUGGCAGUAAAACACCUACUCUGUGUACGAA
Scleropages formosus (Asian bonytongue) is the source of this 3293-nucleotide messenger RNA. It is a transcript of the gene pof1b, whose product is annotated as POF1B actin binding protein. NCBI's taxonomy places the organism in Eukaryota, Metazoa, Chordata, Actinopteri, Osteoglossiformes, Osteoglossidae. The coding region runs from base 270 to 1853 and encodes 527 amino acids. The record is from RefSeq and is a predicted model, not a curated record. The transcript is spliced from 13 exons. Gene Ontology annotation, biological process: actin filament organization; epithelial cell morphogenesis; bicellular tight junction assembly. Gene Ontology annotation, molecular function: actin filament binding. Gene Ontology annotation, cellular component: adherens junction; actin filament; bicellular tight junction.